Messenger RNA from Diospyros lotus (date-plum), 1094 nucleotides. Its product is annotated as transcription factor bHLH84-like. Lineage: Eukaryota; Viridiplantae; Streptophyta; Magnoliopsida; Ericales; Ebenaceae. The coding region runs from base 24 to 1088 and encodes 354 amino acids. The record is from RefSeq and is a predicted model, not a curated record. Gene Ontology annotation, biological process: regulation of DNA-templated transcription. Gene Ontology annotation, molecular function: DNA-binding transcription factor activity; protein dimerization activity. The transcript is spliced from 5 exons.
CACUCGAAAGAGAGAGAGAGGGGAUGAAUCAGAUGGAGGCUGAGGGAGAAUGGAGUGGUCUUAAUGGAAUGUACUGCUCUGAGGAGGCUGAAUUCUUCGAGCAGUUCCUCGGCAGCUGCUCCAACUCGAACGAGUUUGCAGGCUUCCCCGGCCAUGAGUCGAGUAUGAUGAUGAAUCAGGCCGGGAUGGACAGUGAUCUAAUAAUGCAUUCUUCUCCAUCCAACACUGAUGCUAACAUGUUCUGUUUUAGCAGUUAUAGUGCUGCAAGUAGCUUUCUGUUUCCCGGUUCCAAUCACGAAAGCUACUGUUGGCGCGAGUUUCAUCAAUUCCACGCUACGAAUGGUGACUCUAUGUCGAUAGAUUUUUGUACCGGGGGAGAACAAAACACUGGCUCACAGGUUGAGGCCUAUACUAACAGUUUGGUAGCAGAGGGAGAUGAGUACUUGAACCAAGAAAUGAGCAGUGGCAGCAUGGAGGAAUCCGGUAGGAACCUGCCUGAGCCGGUCCUCGACAGGAAGAAGAGUCCCCGGGCAGAAGAUAGAAUCAGCAUCCUGCCUGAGAACUCGAGCAAGAGAUCCCGGGUUCCAGGACAUGUCGAGAGGAGGAGGAACGUGAAGGCGAAGAAGAACCAGAAGCGCAGCAGCAGCAUCGACGAGGGGAACAAUGGGGAGCCUAACAGGCAGGCUUCGUCGAGCAGGAGCAGCUGCAGCUCAGAGGAUGGGGCAAAUUCAUGCCAGGAGCUGAAUGGGGGAGUGACUUCAAGUUCAAGCCCAAAAGGGGCUGCAGCUGCAGCUCUCAACUUGAGUGGCAAAAGAAGAGCCAAUAGAGGUUCAGCCACUGAUCCCCAGAGCCUCUAUGCUAGGAAAAGAAGGGAGAGGAUCAAUGAGAGAUUGAGGAUCUUGCAGAACCUUGUCCCCAAUGGAACAAAGGUUGAUAUCAGCACAAUGCUUGAAGAGGCAGUGCAGUACGUGAAAUUUUUGCAGCUCCAAAUCAAGCUUCUAAGCUCUGAUGACUUGUGGAUGUAUGCUCCCAUUGCUUACAAUGGAAUGGACAUUGGGCUUGAUCUGAAGAUCACAACACCAAAGUGAGGAUCA